Messenger RNA from Ectocarpus sp. CCAP 1310/34, 747 nucleotides. The record is from the annotation of a GenBank genome assembly. NCBI's taxonomy places the organism in Eukaryota, Phaeophyceae, Ectocarpales, Ectocarpaceae.
GUUCGAUCGGACUUGCACGCACCCCACCGCCGGUGCGUCCAACAGCCAAAGGCUCCCUUGAGAAAAAACCAAACGUGGAAGUCAUGAAGCCGGUCGUGGUCGGCAUCGCCGGGGGCUCGGGCUCGGGGAAGACGACGUUAUCUCGAGCCGUCCUUGAAGCGCUGGGUGGUGCUCAGAGGGUCACGUACAUCUGCCACGACUACUACUACCGGGAUCUUUCCCAUCUCCCCAUCGAGCAACGAGCCAAGACCAACUUCGACCACCCAGACGCGCUCGAAACUUCCUUACUGGUGAAUCAUCUCGAGAUGCUCAAGGCGGGCGGGGCUGCGGACGUUCCUAUGUACGACUUCACCGUCCACUCCCGCAAAGAGGAGACGACGAGGGCUGAGGGCAGGGGAGUGAUCAUCGUGGAAGGGAUCCUGAUUUUCGCUCACGCGGAGCUUCGAGACCUCCUGGACGUCAAGAUCUUCGUAGAUACGGAACCGGACAUCAGAUUCAUUAGGCGAAUGCAGAGAGACAUCGCGGAGAGAAAUCGCACGGCUGACGAGGUCGUCGCGCAGUACCUGGCAACUGUUCGACCUAUGCACGAACUCUUCGUGACGCCGUCCAAGAAAUUUUGCGACAUGAUUGUCCCGGAUGGGUUAAACCCCGUCGUGCUGGAAAUGUUGGUGGCCAAGCUGCGACCUUUCGCGGAACCUGUGGAACCUGGAGUAGAAGCAGCAUCAGGGGGAAAGUAGAGCUAGAGAC